Salarias fasciatus (jewelled blenny) is the source of this 1925-nucleotide messenger RNA. RefSeq names its product purinergic receptor P2X, ligand-gated ion channel, 1 (gene p2rx1). The coding region runs from base 236 to 1534 and encodes 432 amino acids. Gene Ontology annotation, molecular function: extracellularly ATP-gated monoatomic cation channel activity; ATP binding; purinergic nucleotide receptor activity. Gene Ontology annotation, biological process: calcium ion transmembrane transport; response to ATP. The transcript is spliced from 14 exons. NCBI's taxonomy places the organism in Eukaryota, Metazoa, Chordata, Actinopteri, Blenniiformes, Blenniidae. The record is from RefSeq and is a predicted model, not a curated record. Gene Ontology annotation, cellular component: plasma membrane.
GAGAGAGAGAGAGAGAGAGAGAGAGAGUGAGAGCGGGAGGGAGGGAGGAAGUCCUACACUCCAGGACUUCUCAUGAAGCGCUUCAGACGUGACUUAUGAGAAGCAGGCAGAGGACCCUCGCGGCCAGUGAGGGACCGAGGCAGAGGACGAGCAGGAGAGGAGGGAGGGGGCAGCAGCGCUGGAUUCUCCUGCUGCUUUUAUAUGCGAGUGAGGUGAAGGACAGGGGCCCUCCUCCAUGUGGGUCAGCCGGUGUCAGAAGAUGAAGAGCCAGAUCACCAACGCCCUCUCCGACUUCUUCUUCGAGUACGAGACCCCCCGGCAGGUGCUGGUGAGGAACCGGAGGGUGGGAGUGGUGUGCCGGCUGAUCCAGCUGGGAGUGCUGGCGUACAUCAUUGGGUGGGUGUUCAUCUAUGAGAAGGGCUACCAGUCCACUGACACGGCGGUCAGCUCCGUCUUCACCAAAAUGAAAGGCGUCGGCUACACCAACGUGAGCGGCAACGAAAGAGUCUGGGAUGUGGCCGACUACGUCUUCCCUCCGCAGGGAGACUCAUCUUUUGUAGUGAUGACAAACUACAUCAUAACUGAAGGUCAGAAGAUGGGAACGUGUCCAGAGCUUAAGGGCAAACACAGCUGCAAGUCGGACUCGGACUGUGAAGGAGGGACCCUCAAACGUACGGGACACGGACAAAUGACCGGAGUGUGCGUGAACAGCACGAAGACGUGCGAGGUGCUGGCCUGGUGUCCUGUUGAGGACGAUCACGUCAUACCUGACCCCCCUCUCCUGAUGUCUGCAGAGAACUACACGCUCUUCAUCAAAAACUCUGUAACUUUCCCCUUAUUUGGCGUCACAAGGAGUAACCUGGUGGAGGGUAUCGACGCUGGCUACAUCAGCCAAUGUCUUCACGACCCGGAGAAAGCUCCGCUUUGUCCAAUAUUCAGACUGGGAGACAUCGUCAAGCUGUCGGGCUUCAGCUUCGAAACGAUAGCCAAAGUGGGAGGAGCCAUUGGGAUUGUUGUGGACUGGACAUGCAACCUGGACGUGGAUAUAAAGAACUGUAAACCAAAGUACAACUUCCACGGUCUGUAUGGGAACCCUGCUGAGACGGACAAAGCCAGAGCGUCUGUGGGCUACAACUUCAGGUAUGCAAAGCAUUACAUGGAGGACAAGACUGAGAAAAGGACCCUUCUUAAAGUGUUCGGCAUCAGGUUUGAUAUCAUUGUACAGUCACUGGCACGAAAGUUUGAUAUCAUCCCUACGCUGACAGCGAUCGGCUCUGGAGUUGGGAUUUUUGGAGUCGCAACUGUAGUGUGUGACUUGGUGCUGCUCUAUUUGCUACCAAAAAGAGAAUUUUACAAGAACAUGAAAUUCAAAUACACCGACACGCAGACACAGCAGGACACCGAGUCGUUCGGUUUAGACUCAAGCGUCUAUUACACCAUUGAAGCAAAUGCAAGACAAGCCCAAGGCAGUGGCCAGUCCAACGAUCCGGAUUCAGAGGCAGGCAGCAUAGAAACUGAGGUAUCUAAAAAGUGAACUGGGAGCAAAACAAGCCAACAGCCACGCGACUUUUAAAGGUCUUGUGGAUCCACAGCACACGUCCGCGCACGGACUCCUAAAAUGGGAAAAGGACACAGUCGACGGCACCGUUCCACGUGUUCUGUAUCUCCUCAGCUGCAUCCUCCCACCUCUCCGAGCCAUCCCGAGUGACCGACUCUUUGCUGUAGUGUGUAGAGCCACAGGUGGCCCGGCUCAGCUCUGUGUGUACUUUACUGGGUGUAGCUUGGUUUACUUUAGUUCAUACUUUCGGGUGUAACCUCCACGUCUUCCGACUGCCUCCGCCGGGGCGCAGGUGAAAGAAAAAAAAAAAAAAACUUUGCGGCACCGGUGUGUACACAAGUCGUCCACCACCUUCGUCUUUGUCAAA